Caenorhabditis sp. 36 PRJEB53466 is the source of this 426-nucleotide messenger RNA. NCBI's taxonomy places the organism in Eukaryota, Metazoa, Nematoda, Chromadorea, Rhabditida, Rhabditidae. The record is from the annotation of a GenBank genome assembly.
AUGCCGAAAGCCUCAAUUCAGUCAUUCAAGACGGCUGGAUGGUCCAACCGGCAGUUUUCUCGUCAUCCGAAGCGCUCCAAGACUUGCAUUGACAACUUUGUCAACAAUCCCAAUCCAAACAAGCAAUCGAAGAAGCGUGGAACAAAGCCGAAACUCAAUUCUCGCGCCAAACGAUCAGUCGCUCGUGUUGCUUCCAACUCUUUGAAGUCAUGUAACGACAUCAAUCAGGAGCUGAAUCUUGGAGUAAGCAGGUGGACGGUUUGGAGAGCCCUCAAGAAAGAUGCUAACAUUGUUCGGGAGGUCAUGCGUCCUGCUCCGUGCCUCACCGAUCGCCACAAGUUGCGUCGACUCGACUUCGCUCGUUCCAACAUGUCGACCGAUUGGGGAAAGAUACUGUUAACUGGUAAUUUUCACUUCAAAAGUUGA